Racocetra fulgida is the source of this 547-nucleotide messenger RNA. NCBI's taxonomy places the organism in Eukaryota, Fungi, Glomeromycota, Glomeromycetes, Diversisporales, Gigasporaceae. The record is from the annotation of a GenBank genome assembly.
AUGAAUUAUUUCGUGAUUGAAGGAUAUAAAGAUGCAGCAGAAGCAUUUAGUCAAGAAUGUGGAUUAUCACCAAGCAUUGAUGUUGAUUCCAUACAAGAUCGAAUGAAUAUUCGAAACGCUAUUCAAAAUGGAAACGUUGAGGAAGCAAUUGAACGUGUGAAUGAUUUGAAUCCUGAGCAACAACGAUUAAUUGAAUAUAUUCGAGAAGGCAAAAUAACGGAAGCUUUAGAGUUUGCUCAAGAUGAAUUAGCACCCCGUGGUGAAGAAAAUCCCGAAUUUUUGGAAGAACUGGAGCGUACGAUGGCAUUACUUGCGUUUGAUGAUACUUCUGUUUCCCCAGUUGGCGAUUUACUUCAUCCAUCACAACGUCAACGUACAGCUAGCGAAUUAAAUGCAGCAAUUUUGACUUCGCAAAGUCAAGAAAAAGAUCCAAAGCUUCCUAGUUUAUUAAAAAUGCUAGUUUGGGCUCAAGAUGAAUUAGAUGAAAAAGUUCUUUUUCCAAGAAUGAAAAAUCUUGUUACAGCUGAGUUGAUUGAUACGAAUGACA